Messenger RNA from Nerophis ophidion (straightnose pipefish), 3208 nucleotides. It is a transcript of the gene ttyh3a, whose product is annotated as tweety family member 3a. The coding region runs from base 315 to 1895 and encodes 526 amino acids. The record is from RefSeq and is a predicted model, not a curated record. The transcript is spliced from 16 exons. Gene Ontology annotation, cellular component: plasma membrane. Lineage: Eukaryota; Metazoa; Chordata; Actinopteri; Syngnathiformes; Syngnathidae. Gene Ontology annotation, molecular function: volume-sensitive chloride channel activity; intracellularly calcium-gated chloride channel activity.
AGGAGGAGGAGGAGGAAGGGCGGAUGUGAACCAGAUCUUUAGUCAACCAGACGAGUAUCUCGAUAGAUCCAGUCCGGAUCCAUGGGGAUCCCAGUCGAAGCCUCGCGUUUGUCGAAGCCGCUGGAAUGAGAACGACGACGUUCACGGAUCGGAUCCGCUCAGCAGGAUGUAAACAAACCGCAGGGAGAGAAUGACGAGAGGAACAAAAGAGACUCGUUAUCAGCUACUAACUAGCAGCUAAACCUUAGCUGCCGACCUCACUGCUGACUUUACGAGCGUCUUUGUUUACCAACCGACCGGACUUGUGGGUGGCCAUGGCGGCGGUGGUUAGCUACUCUCCACCGUGGUGGGUCAACCUGCUGCACCGGCUCCCCCAUUUCAACCUCAUGUUCGAGCAAACCAGCAGUGACUUUCAGCCGGAGGACUGGACGUAUCAGCAGUCCAUCCUCCUACUGGGAGGCACGGCGCUGGUCUGCCUGGCCCUGGACCUCCUGUUCCUGCUCUUCUACUCCAUUUGGCUGUGCUGCAGGCGGAGCAAAACGGAGGAGCAGCCGUCAGCCGACUGCUGCUGCACCGCCUGGUGUGUCAUCAUCGCCACGCUGGUGUGCAGUGCUGGCAUUGCUGUGGGUUUCUAUGGGAACGGCGAGACUUGUGAUGGAGUGAACCGGCUGACGUACUCCCUGCGCCACGCAAACCGCACAAUCACUGGUGUGCAGUAUCUGGUUUCCAACGGUACGUCCUCGCUGAACCAAACCAUAGAUGACAAGCUGCAGCAACUCGAGAGCCAGUACGCGCAGAAUGCAGACUACCAGUCCAUCAUCCAAAAGCUGCAGGGCCAGCUGGACGAGCUCGUCAGACAGAUGGUGGAGAUUCCUUUCUGGGACAACACAAUCUCCCUGGAGGAGCUGGCUGUCAGGAUCGAGCUGUAUGACUGGUACAGGUGGCUGGGCUACCUUGGUCUGCUGCUGUUCGAUAUCCUCAUUUGUCUGCUGGUGCUGUUUGGCCUCAUUCGAAACUCCAAAGGCACCCUCAUUGGGGUGUGCUUGUUUGGUGUUUUGGCGCUGGUGGUCAGUUGGGCCUCGCUCGGUCUGGAAAUCGCCGCCUCUGUGACCUCCAGUGACUUCUGCGUGGCUCCUGACAUGUACGUAAUCCAACUAGCAGACCAGCAUGGAGUCAUCAAUCAAGAAAUCCUCAAGUACUACCUGAGUUGCAGUUUGGACCAAACCAACCCUUUCCAGCAGAAGCUUUCUGGGAGCCACAAAGCGCUCGUUGAGAUGCAGGACGACGUGCUGGAGCUUCUGCGAUCCGCCACCGGGGAAUACAAACAGACUCAGGUAAGCUUGGAGGAGAUUCAGGGGAUACUGAACACCACUGAGAUCAGCCUUCAUCAGCUUACCGCCCUGGUGGACUGCCGCAGCCUACACAUGGACUACGUCCAGGCCGUGACCGGGGUGUGCUACGACGCACUGGAGGGCCUCAUCUACCUGGUGCUCUUCUCCUUUGUGACGGCCCUCAUGUUCAGCUCCAUCGUCUGCAGCGUUCCUCAUACCUGGCACAGCAAACGGGCUGAGGAGGAGAGCGAUGACGGCUCCCUGGGUCGCGGCGGGAGGCAAAACCACGACAACCUGUACCGCGUGCACAUGCCGAGCCUGUACAGUUGCGGCAGCAGCUACGGCAGCGAGGCGUCCAUCCCGGCCACCGCACACACCGUCAGCAACGCCCCCGUCACCGAGUACAUGGCGCAGAACGCCAACUUCCCCAACUCCCGCUGUGAGAACACUCCUCUGAUCGGACGAGAGUCUCCUCCCCCCUCGUUGUAUUUGACUCCCGCCCACACUAACAGUGGCCACAGCUGGCAGUUAAAGCCUUCGGACAGCUCGAGGUCGUUUUGGUAACCUUCUGGUCUGCUAUGCUAACAGUACACCUCCAGCAUGCGGGCAAAGUACAUCGCUAACAGCCGACCGGAACCCCAGAACACGCCCCCGUCGUCAUCAAACUAGCAGGAAAUGGACCUCCAAUAUCUGCCACUUCUUUUUUUUUUUUUUUUUUAAAACGUCACUCCCAGCUUUCUCUUUGAAGUUUUUAUUCUCCAAACAUCCUCGGAUCGCUCCUUCUUAGCCGUUUUCCCGGCGACUUUUCACUGAAUUUCACUCCCAGCUUUCUCUCUGAAGUUUUUUACUCUCCCAACAUCCUCGGAUCGCUCCUUCUUAGCCGUUUUUUCACAGAAUUUUUCCUUUUACUGGAAGGAAUGAAGAAAAAAAGACUUCACAUGUCCUGACUGUACCUGAUAUAGUAUUCCUUUCAUUCUUAGUCUUAACCCUGGUGUUGGGGACCAAGUCAAUCCUGCACAACUUGCAUGCAUUACAAGCCUGAAACGGAGCAUUUUUUUUUUUAAUCCAAACAUUUCCCGCAGCGCUGACCAGCCACAAAGCUGUGAAUUUGGAGGAUUUGAUUUGUUGCAUUGGGGGAGAGAAAAAAAACAAGAGGUUUCUGUCAGAAGGAUGAAAAAAUGUGAAUCAAAAGAGGGUUUAAAACUUGACUUUUUUUUUUUUUUUUUUUUUUUGGACAACUACUGGAAAGCGGAACAUUUUUUUUUUACAGUACCACUAGGUUUCUUGUUGGGUUUUUUUUUGGAAGAUCGUCCGCCUCGCCGUCUUCAAACCUGCUCACUGCAACAGCAAAAAAACGGAAAAAAAAACAAAACAAAGGGCGCUUAUAACAGUGCAGCAGUUUACAGUAAAAGACACCUGUGUGCAAGUUGAUGUGAAAUAAGCAUUUUUUUUUUGUUUUGUUGUGGGGUAGACUUCCAAAGCUUUUUGCGUCGGUAUUGCAGCGUCUCACAAAUGUGUUUUAGCAUUUUUUUUUUUUAACAAAUAGAUGACUACGACCGGAUGUUUAUGCCAGUUUACAGACGGUGCCAAACAAACCUUUUUAAAUGUCUUAAAUGAGCCUAAUUUUUUUGUUUUUUUUUUGUUUGGCCGUCUUAUUAUCUUUGUGUGUCAUUGUUGAGUUACUGAAAUCAGACUUUUUUUUUGUUGCUUUAAAUUUGAUUGGAUUUUUUUUUUUUUGCUUUAUUUUAAUAGUAAAAAUUAUGUGGAUAAUAAUAGAUGUUUUCCUUUUUAAUCAGGUUUUAUACAGUUAUGUGAUCUCAAACUGUGGUUAAUGAGCUUGAACGCCGUGUUUUCAAAAUUAAAUACAUUUAACUGUA